CUAGAUCAGCUUCGGUUCGAAGAUGUUUGCGCUGCCACUGCCGCACGCAGCCAUGGGCUCAGCGCCAGUCCAGAGCUGCUGUCUCAGGCCAUGGGCGAUGGAUCUCGCGCCUCCCACCUCCAUGUUCCCCGCCCGCACUGGCCAUCAUGGGCGCAUGCGCACAUGCCAGGCUCGCACCAUCACGACUACACCCCGAUCAACACCGACGAGGAGGCACACCUGAGCCCCCGGAGCUUCCGGGGCCACCACCGGCAGAGGACGCACGUGCCGGAGGAGCUCGAGAGAGCGGCGGCCCCGCUGCGCGAGGGCCUCGAGCGCCGGCUGCCCUUCCACCAGCACCGCUGGAAGUGCGUGUCGCAGCCGGAGCGCGCCGGCUUCAUCCUGGGGGCCCACGCGCGGCUAGAGGUCACGCUCGUCGAGGCCCGAGGCCUUGUGCCGUCGCAGGGCGGAGGCUUCCUCAGGCACCCGCAUCCCUUCGUCAGGGUCCUCCUGGACGACACCACGGUCCACGAGACCCCGCACGUCAGGGCCUCGCGGAGCCCGGUGUGGGACGACCACUGCAGCGUGGACAUCGUUGCGGGAGCGUCGAUGGUCCGCUUUGCCGUGAACGACAUGGACAGUGACAAGGAGGAAAACGCAGUAGAUAUGUUGCAGAUGAACGCGGGGGAGUUGGACGUGAGCGAUCGGAAGCACGCUGGCCUGGGCUUCGUGGAGAUCUGCGUGGAGGACAUCCCCUUCGACCAGGAGCUCGACGGGUGGCUCGAGCUGCGGCUGGCAGGGAACCUUCAGGGCAACAGCCGGGAUCGCUAUCUGCAGCACUGCGGCCAGCGGGAAGACGCCCUGCACAAGGCGAUGGAGGAGCAGCUGCGGCGGCACGACGUGGCUCGCGGCCGCACCGAAUCGCAUCGAAGGGCCGACUGCCCGAGGAGGAGGAGGAGGAGGAGGAGCCACCUCGAGUUGUCUCUCGGUGUGGGUGCUCGUGUCGCGCCAGCGGGCUGAGCCCAAGGCUCGCCUUCGCGGCGUUCUUGCCGCGUUGGC
Messenger RNA from Prorocentrum cordatum, 1038 nucleotides. NCBI's taxonomy places the organism in Eukaryota, Dinophyceae, Prorocentrales, Prorocentraceae. The record is from the annotation of a GenBank genome assembly.